UCAUCAUCAUUUGUGCUUUGAACUUCUUGAGUGUAAAUUGCUCGUGCGCUUCUGGACGAGAAAUUUUUGCGUAACAAAAACUCCUUCAAAAUCAAACAAAAACUAAUCUAAACAAAAUGAAAUUCUUCGUGUUCAUCGCUUUGGCUCUCAUUGGUUUCGCAGCUGGCGCACAGUUGCCCGAUUCGGCCACACAGGGACCCAAUCCUCAGGACAUUGCCACACCCGAACCGGAAUACAUUGACAUCGAGGAGCCGGCACCAAUUGCCGCUGCCCCCGCCCCACGUCCCGUUGCACCCCUGCCGUUGGCCCGUCCCGUCGCACGUCCCGUCGCCAUUGCUCAGAACUAUGUCCAGCAGCCAAUUGCACAGCGCGCCCAAUACCUGCCCCCUCUGGCCCAGCAGCAGCAGGCCCAGCACAUCUCCGGACACGCAUACAGCAGCCAGAGUGGUUACCAGUAUCGUCGCCCAGUCUAUGUAAGACGCUUCUACCGUCAGCGCCGCUACUAAAGAGGGGCAAUGUUCUAGCACUUAACUUCUUGACUUCUUAUUUAAUAUAUCUAAUUCAUCUUUUACGAAUCCUUAUGUUUUGUUUUUUGGUUUUCUUUUUCUCUGCUGGCUGCCUUUUUUAUUCACCACACAAUAUGUUUUUUCUCUCUCUCCCUUGUCCCGCCCCGCCCAAUACUCACACCCCGAUCUGUUCCCGCUCCCGAUCACGAUCACGAUCAUCCUGAACCCGUUCCCGCAUCCGACACUACCACUACUACUACUACCACAACCAACACACAUGGAUAAAUAGCAUUAACCAAAACAAAAUAUAUAAACAAUUACCAAAAAUAUCCCCAAGCAUACAUACCACGCACCUCACGCAGCCACCUCAACCUUAAGCUCAACCACAAAUCUACCUCAAUCUACUACUCUUCAAUCUAUCCAACUAUCGCAUCUAAUAACAAAAUCCUAAUCAAAGGCGUUUUUCCCACGAAAACGCUGACGAAUAAGAUACAAAUACUAAAAAACAUCAAAGUACAAAGAGACAAAUGAAGUUCGGAAGAUACAAAGAAAAAACACAAUCGAAAUCGAAAUUGAAAAUGAAACUGAAAACACACAAAAACAAAAACAAAAACAAAAUCGAAAUCGAAGUAUUUAGUUAUUGUUGAAUUGCAAA
This is a messenger RNA of Drosophila nasuta, 1161 nucleotides long. RefSeq names its product striated muscle-specific serine/threonine-protein kinase. The transcript is spliced from 2 exons. The coding region runs from base 117 to 506 and encodes 129 amino acids. Lineage: Eukaryota; Metazoa; Arthropoda; Insecta; Diptera; Drosophilidae. The record is from RefSeq and is a predicted model, not a curated record.